Molecule: messenger RNA, 2745 nt
Organism: Nerophis ophidion (straightnose pipefish)
Lineage: Eukaryota; Metazoa; Chordata; Actinopteri; Syngnathiformes; Syngnathidae
Gene: syap1
Product: synapse associated protein 1
Exons: 9
Coding region: 128-1162 (344 amino acids)
Cellular component (GO): synapse; cytoplasm
Source: RefSeq, a predicted model, not a curated record
AGAAAUCCGACUCUUCUACUUCCUGGUUGCCUUUUUUUUUUUUUGCCUAAUCUGCGACGCAAGCUAACGUUUCUUUUUUUGAUUUAUUUUGUUUUUAUUUUCAUUUUUAUCGCGGUUUGAAAUAAAAAUGCUGCGAGGUUUCGGGUCCUGGCUGGGGUUGGAGGACCCGGCUGAGGAGGAAAAGCAGGUAGAAGCCCAAAAUGAGGUAAACAAACCGCAAUCAGCAGUUGGCCAACAAGACGCAGGAGAAGAGCAGGAGGAAAACAACAAAGGACUAGGAGACUACAUUUUCAGCUUUGCGUCCAGCGUGACCAAGAAGAUCACCGACUCGGUGGCGGAGACCUCGCAGACCAUCAAAAAGAGCGUGGAAGAGGGCAAGAUCGACGGCAUCAUCGACAAGACCUUUUUAGGAGACUUUCAGAAGGAGCAGGAGAAGUUUGUCCAGGAAAACAAGGCCAAAAGAUCAGAAGCAGCAGUGCCUCCAUGGGUGGGCUACAACGAGGAGGAGACCAUCCAGCAGCAGAUCCUGGCUCUGUCCGCCGACAAGCGCAACUUCCUGCGCGACCCCCCGGCCGGCGUCCAGUUCCACUUCGACAUGGAGCAAAUGUACCCGCUGGCCGCCGUCAUGCUGGAGGAAGACCAGCUCCUCAACCGCAUGCGCUUCGACCUGGUGCCCAAACUCGUGAAGGAGGACGUCUUCUGGAGGAACUACUUCUACCGCGUGUCUCUGGUCAAGCAGUCGGCGCAGCUGACGGCGCUGGCGGCACAACAGCAGAAGGACGGCGAGGACAGGGGGCCCGCCGUCUCCCCUGACGACGUGGUCCUGAGAGACAACGUCAGGCCAAAAACUCCACCUGUGUCCAUCGGUGACAUGCAGAAGCCUCCUCACGAGGAAGACGAGGAGAUAUCCACCAGCCCCGGCGUCUCCGAGUUUGUCAGCGACGCGUUCGACUCGGCGGCCAUCGACCGCGAGGACCUGAGGAAGGAGAUGGAGCAGCUGGUGCUGGACAACACGGACAGCCCCACCGACGAGGAGCACGCGGACUGGGAGAAGGAGCUCCAGCAGGAGCUGCAGGAGUACGAGGUGAUGACGGAGGCCGACGGCAGAGACAGCCAGUGGGACCUGGAGAUCGAGGAGAUGCUGCAGGCUGACGACCGCUAGACGUGAAUAAGUAACCUUUUUUUUUUUUUUUUUGGCCUUUAAACAUUCGCCCACAAACAAACUUUGCUUCUUCAGGGCUUAUCAUACAUCCAUGGAGACUAAAUACAUCAAAAUGAAACUCAUUUUAGAUCCAGCUGUUCGCAUUAAGAAACAAUUACACCACAUCAUGUCUUGUCAAAGCCUCUUCUUGCUCCACAAUGUUGAGGGAAUUGACUUGCAAGAUAUCUUUCAUCUUCUUCCUGCAGAUAACGCCAUCAAAACACAUACUUUUUUUCUCAAUUAGUUUUUUCACGCCCCCCCCCAUGGGGACAUAAUUUGUUCACGCCCCUCCUAAAAGCUGCAGCACUGUUUUGUUCUUCUUCCUGCCUGCAGAUAACGCCAUCAAAACACAAGCUUUUUUUCUCAGUUUUUUCACGCCCCCCCCCAUGGAGACAUUAUUAUUUUUUCACACCACUUUUUUGUUCUUCUUCCUGCAGAUAACGCCAUUAAAACAAAAGCUUUUUUUCUCAGUUUUUCACGCCCCCCCAUGGGGACAUUAUUUUUUCACGCCGCCCCCAAAUGCUGCAGCACUUUUUUUCCCUCCUUCCUGCAGAUAACGCCAUCAAAACACAAGCUUUUUUUCUCAAUUUGUUUUUUCACGCCCCCCCAUGGGGACAUUAUUUUUUUCACGCCCCCCCUAAAAGCUGCAGCACUUUUUUUUCCUCCUUCCUGCAGAUAACUCCAUCAAAACACAAGCUUUUUUUUCUCAUUGUUUUUCACGCCCCCCCUCCAUGGGGACAUUAUUAUUUUUUCACGCCCUCCCUAAAAGCUGCAGCACUUUUUUGUUCUUCUUCCUGCAGAUAACGCCAUCAAAACACAUACUUUUAUUUCUCAAUUUGUUUUUUCACUCCCCCCCUGCCCCCAUGGGGGACAUUUUUUUUUUUACGCCCCUCCCCUAAAAGCUGCAGCACUUUUUUAUUCUUCUUCCUGCAGAUAACGCCAUCAAAACACAUACUUUUUUUCUCAAUUUGUUUUUUCAAGCACCCGCCCUUACCCCCCCCCAAUGGGGACAUUUUUUUUUUUUCACGCCCCCCCCACCCCAUUAAUUUAGAUACAUUGGCUACCCUGAUAUUAAUUAUUUAUCCGCACAAACCACUCUGAGUUCCUGGCGCCAGCACAUACAAGUCACCUAGUUGAAGACUCUCACGGACAUGGUUUUGUGAGCAAACCACAGUUUGACACAGGCUUCUCUAAUAUUCAACAUACUGUAUCCGAUGUCUUGGGUUAAAAGUUUCGGCCAAGAGGCGAAGAUUGCAGGGUUUUUUUCUGUGUUUUUGUUUACUUUAGUGACCCGCUUCAAUCCAAUACCGUUUAAAAAAAAAAAGCCCCAGAAAAAAAUAUCACUUCUGAUAGCAAAUUGUGGGUUUUUCCUGAAUUAGUCUCUUUGGUAAUGACGGGGAAAGGACGCCAGAGGGCGCCACAGUAACAAAAAUAGUCUCACUAAUAUUUCCACUGCUCCUUUGUGCUGGCUUGUACAGUAAACCUUUAAAAGUCGAAUGUAAAGUAAGUUGAAUCCUGUAAAUAAAGACAAUAUUAAAAAACGA